AAAUCUGAAAACGUAGUAGUAGCCUUCAAAUUCAGGUGAGAGAAACACAAGUCCAGAGAGAAGAGAGAGAGAGAGAGAGAGAGAGAGAGAGAACAGUGUUUUUGGUUGCUGUUGUUGACUUGUCAAGUAGUUACGGCGAUUGGUGUCGGAAGAGAAAUCAAAAUGAUAAACAGAAGAAGCUCUUGUUCCUUCGCUCUCUUUAUCAGCUGUUCUACAGCGUCACCAGUCGAUUGCAGACUCCACAAAACUUGAAAUGCCACUCCAUAUUCUUCACCAGUUCUUGACUUGAGUGGUUCUUUACUUGUAUUAAUGGCGUUCAUCUCAAGCUAAGCUAGAGCUAAGAGCUUAGUUUGAUUUCUUAGUUUUUUUUUUUGGCUUUUUAAUGGCUCGGAAACUGAUGUUAUAGAAACGGCGGAGAUCAGGAGGGUUUUUUUUCUCUUUAUUGACAGCUUUGAUUCGUGGACGUUAGAAGAAAUGCAGCUUCUUUUGCAGUCUUGAGUUGGAUUUGAGAUCUACUGGUCUUGUUUUCACUUUUGGGUGAGUUUAGGACUCAUUUUUUGGGGGUGUGGAUGAUAAGAUAGGUUUUAGGUGGGAGAUUUUUCUUUUUUCCCCCUUUUUCUUGUUACUGGAGCUUAGAUUCGGCAAUGAACCGCAGCUUUAGGGCUUCGGAAUCACGAAUGAUGGCGUCUGUACAGCAGAGGCAGCCGGUGAGAAGGCUCGGGACGACGAUGAAAGAGAAGGAAGAGGAGCUCGCUUUGUUUCUCGAGAUGCGGAAACGCGAGAAGGAGCGGGAUAACCUUCUUCUUCAGAGCUCGGAAGAGUUCGAUGCUCCGCUGGGAUCUAAACCUGGCAAUUCUCCCAUGUUUAAGAUUGUCUCGCCGACACCUGCACGCAAGACCGGGGCUGAUGAUUUCCUGAAUUCAGAGAAUGAUAAAAAUGAUUAUGAUUGGCUUCUUACACCACCUGGUACUCCACUUUUUCCCUCUUUGGAGAUGGAAUCACAGAAGACAUUUAUGAGUCAGAUUGGAACUCCAAAAACGCGUCCCGCUUCAUUGAAAUCUAGGUUAGCAAAUUCUCAGACUGAGCCUGCACCAAGGGGCAAUUCAUUAUGCAGGCAACCGACUUCGUCGCCGGGGUUGAACUCUACUACUACAGUAAUUCGAAGGCCUUCCUCAUCUGGAGGAUCAGUUUCAACUGCAUCUAGAUCUCAAACACCGACUGGACGACCAACAUUAACAGCACCAGCUAAACCCUCAAGACCUUCCACACCUACUUCGCGGACCACCUUGCCUUCCUCUAAGUCCACAGCUCCUGCAAGAUCUUCAACUCCUACCACAAGAUCUGUGGCUAGAUCUUCUACACCAACAGCAAGACCCACUGUAUUAGCAUCAAAGCCCAUAUCAAGGUCAGCGACGCCAACUCGUAGAACACCAACUACAUCAAGUGUACCAAGGGUCUCUGCUCCUCCUGGGCGGUCUUCUUCAGUUACGAAAUCUGCUCCCACAACAGCAACAAAGCCAGUUCCAUCACGUGGCAGUUCUCCAACUGUAAAAUCCAGACCAUGGAAACCCUCAGAGAUGCCUGGAUUCUCACUCGAUGUUCCCCCAAAUCUGAGGACAUCACUACCUGAAAGGCCAGUUUCUGCCUCUAGGGGUAGGCCUGGAGCUCCCACUACUAGAUCAUCCUCUGUUGAGGCUGGUUCCAAUGGAAGAAUAAGAAGGCAAUCAUGUUCUCCUUCAAGGGGACGGACUCCAAAUGGUAGUAUCCAUAGCAGUGGAAGCUCAGUUCCUGCAGUGAGUCGAUCACCCUCCCAAAGUAGUGAUAAUGUGAGCCCUGUUGUAAUUGGAACGAAGAUGGUUGAGAGGGUAAUAAACAUGCGAAAACUGGCACCCCCAAAGCGAGAUGAUUCACACUCUAUCCAAAAUAACUCUGGAGGGAAGUCAACAUCAUCCCCAGAUAGCUCAGGCUUUGGAAGGACACUCUCCAAAAAAUCCUUGGAUAUGGCAAUGAGGCAUAUGGAUAUAAGGCGAAGCAUUCCAGGAAACUUACGCCCAUUAAUGACGAACAUCCCAGCUUCUUCUAUGUAUAGUGUUAGGUCAGGGACCACAAGAAGCAGGACAAUUAGUGUAUCAGAUUCUCCUCUUGCCACAAGCAGCAAUGCCAGUUCAGAGCAAAGCAUCAAUAACAUUGCCCUUUGCUUAGAUGUGAGUGAAAUAGAUGAUGAUUUUGGUAGUGAAAGAGGUGGUUGAUCUUCUCCUGCAAGUCACCAUGGUAGGUGAUUGUUUGGCAAUGGUUUUGUGCAGUGUCUGAAGGUACCCCCACCUUUUAUUUUUAGUUGGAAACUCAAACCUCUAGAAAGUGAAUUGUCUUCCAGAAUUUCUGACAGAAGACUUGCUUCUAUGGUUCCUGUAAAGGUUAACGGGUAGGUUCGCUGAUAAAUUAUGGUUUUCAUUGGCUUUUGUACUAUUAGGGAAGCUGUUCAGGUAUGACCUAUAGCUAUCUGGGUCAUCAUCCACGAUGAGGUACUGUGAAACCGUAUUUAUACAAAUUCUUAUGUUGUAACUGGAAAUCGGUAGUUCAGGUUUAUUUUUCA
Macadamia integrifolia is the source of this 2593-nucleotide messenger RNA. Its product is annotated as cell wall protein RBR3. Gene Ontology annotation, biological process: cortical microtubule organization. Bases 645 to 2249 code for a protein of 534 amino acids. NCBI's taxonomy places the organism in Eukaryota, Viridiplantae, Streptophyta, Magnoliopsida, Proteales, Proteaceae. The transcript is spliced from 5 exons. Gene Ontology annotation, cellular component: cortical microtubule. The record is from RefSeq and is a predicted model, not a curated record.